Scleropages formosus (Asian bonytongue) is the source of this 3088-nucleotide messenger RNA. RefSeq names its product protein SSXT-like. Gene Ontology annotation, molecular function: transcription coactivator activity. The transcript has 11 exons. The record is from RefSeq and is a predicted model, not a curated record. Gene Ontology annotation, cellular component: nucleus. Lineage: Eukaryota; Metazoa; Chordata; Actinopteri; Osteoglossiformes; Osteoglossidae. Gene Ontology annotation, biological process: positive regulation of transcription by RNA polymerase II. Bases 358 to 1428 code for a protein of 356 amino acids.
GCAGCGGCGAUGCUGUGCGGCACGCGGCUCGCGGACGGAAAUGAAAAAACAGCUCACGCCGGUGCUGUUUGGCGCUUCUUUUGGCCGCGCGACCCGAGCAGUUGUUUGAAACUAAGUUGACAAAAACAUAUGUAAAAAUGUAAAAAAAGAUUUAUUUUUUUCCUUCCCGGAGGGAUUCAGGCCUGUGACGGCUCGGCUCUGGAGCAUCUCCUUCUUUGUUAGCGACGAGGCAGCUCAAGUCUAGACUAGGUCAACGAACGAGUCAUUCUUUUUAACUGAAAUAAUUGUACGAACAUGAUUAAAAUUUAAACUUAUCUCUUGCUCCUAGAUGAGAACAAUCAUCUGAUCCAGUGCAUCAUGGACUUCCAGAACAAGGGCAAAACUGCCGAAUGCUCGCAAUACCAGCAGAUGCUUCACAGAAACCUGGUUUACCUGGCCACAAUAGCAGACUCUAACCAGAAUAUGCAGUCCCUCCUGCCUGCUAGGUCUGAACCCCCCACCACUGAGGUAAAGCAUGAACCACCUACGCAGAAUAUGCCCAUGGGCCCUGGGGGAAUGACCCAGAGUGGCCCUCCCCCGCCUGCACACAGUCACAGCAUGCCCUCGGACGGCAUGGUUGCCAGCGGUCCCCCAGCCUCGCACAUGCAGAGCCCCAUGAAUGGACAGUUGCAUGGGCCCAAUCACAUGCCAAUGCAAGGUCCAGGUCCCAACCAGCCCAACAUGCCCAACACUGCAAUGAACAUGCCUCCCAGCAGCCACGGCUCCAUGGGGGGUUACAACCACUCCGUGCCAUCCUCCCAAGGCCAGAUGAACAUGAACCAAGGGCAGCCCAUGGGCAACUAUGGCCCGCGACCUGGCAUGAACAUGCAGCCCAAUCAAGCACCCAUGAUGCAUCAGCAGCCCCCCUCCCAGCAGUACAGCAUGCCACCUGGUGGGGGACAGCAUUACCAGGGCCAGCAGAACCCCAUGGGCAUGAUGGGUCAGGUGACCCAGGGGAAUCACGUCAUGGGACAAAGACCCAUGCCGCCAUAUCGGCCCCCGCAGCAAGGUCCUCCCCAGCAGUAUUCCGGCCAGGAGGACUACUAUGGGGAGCAGUACAACCACAGCGGUCAAGGAGCUCCUGAAGCAUCGAAUGCCCAGUAUGGCCAGCAGCAGGAGCCAUACCAGCAAGGUCCUCCCCAGCAGCAAGGCUACCCACCCCAGCAGCAACCACCCCCGCAGCAGCCAUACCCAGGCCAGCAGGGCUACCCACCACAGCAACAGGGCUAUGGUCCUUCUCAGGGAGGCGCAGGGCAGUACCCCAACUACCCCCAGGGGCAGGGCCAGCAGUAUGGGGGUUACAGGGCACCUCAGCCAGGUCCCCCCCAGCCACAGCAGCAGCGUUCAUAUGGUUAUGACCAAACUCAAUAUGGGAACUACCAGCAGUGACCAGGGCGGAAGCUGCUCUACGAAAAUUGCGCUUGCCCAAAGGACUGGAAUCACCUCUGUGAUGAGCCAUUCCGCCACCCCUCAGCUAUAUUGACCCUAAUCACACCACUCACUCCUCUUGCCACGUAAUCAACUUGUGGCUGGAGCUUUUUGUUCCCCGGUGCAUCAAGCCCCCUCUUUUUUUAAAAUCUUCCCCAGUUUAGGGUCACUGCCCAGGGACUUCAAUCAGAAGUCUGCAUGCAUGGAAGCAACAUGCCUUUCUUGCCUUGUGUAGACAACCCUAUCAUCAUUCACUUUGGUGAGAUGAUGCAGCAACUUUUUAAAAGACAUAAACAAAAUCAUGCAGUCUUGGCAGCUUCUCUCCUGUUGCGAUAUUCCAUGCUAAAAACAUUUGUAUGUCUUAAUUGGUCUUAGUGCUCUGAUGCCUUAAGUGUGAAGGAGCAUGAAAACAUCAAGGUCUGGAGAAAGGUGUGUCCCAGGGACAACAGCUGCCUUACUGUACAGUUCAAAUGGCGCAACUGGUGUCCUUUUGGUUUUCUUUCAGAUUCUCUGUGACAGAAGGACCUGUCACUAUUAACCCUGAUAGUGCAAUGUUUUUAGUUACUUUGCGGGUUUGUCAGUGAAGCAAUAAUAUGACAGAUUUGUCCUUGUAAUAUGAGACAUUACAUGGAGAGGCAACAUUUUAUAAGAAAUGUAAUCAAUUAACCCGUGUACAAAUGUAUUUUAUGCCUUUAGAUAGAAUUCAAUUUGUAUAGUGACACUGAGUCUAGUACAGAAUAUUUCCAUGUUGUGUGCAUUUGAAUUGAAAAUGUAUUUUGUUUUUGGUUUCAACUCCUUUUUAAGCUGUGACUUUUUUGCCCUUUUUUAAUUGUCUUAGGUGAGAGUAAAUCAUGGGCUCUUGUGACAAACACAUACCCAGGCUUUUAAGUGUUUGGUUUUCUUACGUGUUACGCUGUGAGCAAAGUGCCUCGUGCAGUUGGCAAGUGUAACAGAAGAUGGUGCCAUAACAAACAAAACCAGAACCUGUGUCUCCUUUUUACUGCAGCCGUGUCUCUAUCAGGUCCUUUUUACAUCAUUAGCAGUUCACUACAUCACUGAAAGAGUGAAGUUGCUGCAUGGCUUGGCAAUUCUGGGCCAUAUUCAUAAACACCAUUGCUCAGCAGCUGCAUACUUACAUGCAAGACCAGGUCUCCUCUUUUCUAAAUUGCACUUCGGAGUCCAAAGAUGUGUGGGGAAAGACAGCAGUAGUAAAACCCUCCUUUACCAUGAAAACCACAAAGUUGGUCACCAGGUGGCGCAGGGAUCUCUUCACACUCAGUUUCUAGGUUUGAAUCCCACUCCCACUGUAGUGCUGUUAAUGUACUCCCCUUAAACUAACACAUAGAAAAUUGCCCUGCUGGAAAAAUGAGUAAGUUAGUGUGAAAAGCUGUGUACAAAUCUCCCACUAAAUGACUUGGGCAAAAAGUGUCAGAUAAAUGUGUUAAUGUCUGAUUUUAUGAAAUUAUUUGCUUUGUGCCUCUUUCCACACCCAUAACUGCUGUUCCCUUUAAAAUACCACGACCCCCCCUCCACCCCUGGACAGAAAGGCGUGUUUGUCACUUGCAGGAGCUUCAUACAGAUGGUUCUCCAGAUGUGUGGUUGAAUCAUGUGACUGGAAUGU